This is a messenger RNA of Wasmannia auropunctata (little fire ant), 1147 nucleotides long. RefSeq names its product 39S ribosomal protein L21, mitochondrial (gene mRpL21). Gene Ontology annotation, molecular function: RNA binding; structural constituent of ribosome. Gene Ontology annotation, cellular component: ribosome; mitochondrial large ribosomal subunit. The transcript is spliced from 4 exons. Lineage: Eukaryota; Metazoa; Arthropoda; Insecta; Hymenoptera; Formicidae. The record is from RefSeq and is a predicted model, not a curated record. Gene Ontology annotation, biological process: translation. The coding region runs from base 389 to 1036 and encodes 215 amino acids.
GAGCUCGAUCGAAACCCGAAUAAUUUAUUCAGAGAUUAACGUGUGUGCGAUACACAUAUUAUCCUGUUAACGUGAAUGAAUUAUUAAUUUUGCGUUUAACACACAAAAAGAAAGAUUGUAUGAGCGCGAUGAAUUAAGUAAUUAAAGUAAAUUAACGAGCCUUUAAUAAUUCCCAGCUUUCUCCUCGUCCAUGAAUAAAAAAAACAUUGGCAGCGGGAGAACUUUUACAAUCAAUUGUGAUAUCGUUAUUUCAUUUUUAUUCAUUAAACAACUUUUUUGCGGGGAAAAAGUUAUUUUUCUGCAAAAAGACUGAUAAGUGAUAACAUUCGCGUUUUCACGCGUCCACCUGGAGUUUAUUUAUUCUUCCGCCGGCGCCGCGUGUGUCACGAUGGCGACGUUACUCGGUUUCGCAAGACUCCUCAAUUACGCGGCGAGUAAUUGUCUGAGAAGAGUGGCACCGGUCGCAAUUUGCAAGCAAUAUUAUCCCGCGUUAGGAUUGUGGGAGAUGCCAAGAGCGGAGUACAGAGUGGUUAAACCACCAUGGAUGAGACCAAUCCCGGAUUAUCAAACGGAGGUACAGGAGUGGGACGAAGAGAGGGAGAAAAUAUGCACUGACGUGACAAGCGAGAUCAACAGUCAGAUCGCAACGGACAGGAUCGGCCGUGCGUUCGCGAUCGUGCAAGUGUGCGGGAAGCAGUUCAAGGUGACGGAAAACGACAUUAUAAUUAUCGAGGGAUUCUGGCCGCCGAACAUAGGCGAUCAGCUGAAGCUGGAGAAAGUGUUGCUGGUCGGCAGUAAGGACUUCACCCUCGUGGGCAGGCCGAUCCUGAACAGAGAACUGGUCUCGGUCGACGCGACGGUCAUAGAAAAGACUCUCUCCCACACGAAGACUCGCUUUAGGUUCAAGCCGAGGAAACAGUAUCGCCGUAUAAACUUCUACAGAAUACAAUACACGAUGCUGCGGAUCAACUCCAUAAAUAUAAACGGAAACAUCGACGAGAAGAAAGAAGUGGAGGGACUAGACAGAGUAUAUUAACGAUAUAAUAUAUGUAUAUAUAUAAAUGUUGUGUGUGUAAAUCAAUAAAAGCAAUAUGUAAAUAUGUGUUAUCCUCUGUAUUCAGAAAUUCAGAAUAGAAGGUAAAAGUGA